Molecule: messenger RNA, 3415 nt
Organism: Anopheles darlingi
Lineage: Eukaryota; Metazoa; Arthropoda; Insecta; Diptera; Culicidae
Gene: w
Product: protein white
Exons: 5
Coding region: 680-2809 (709 amino acids)
Biological process (GO): transmembrane transport
Cellular component (GO): plasma membrane
Molecular function (GO): ATP binding; ATP hydrolysis activity; ABC-type transporter activity
Source: RefSeq, a predicted model, not a curated record
AUGAUUGGCGCUGAUGGUAGGUCUAUCGAGACCACCGCACCCCAUCGAUGCUGAUUACGUCGCAAAUCCCAUUCAAUGAGAUCGGUCUUCAUUCACCUAGCUAUUUCCUCGUUUUCAUGUCCAGUCAGAAACCGGGGUAAAAGUUGGGCUGAUACUGGGGCUACUGUAUAGUCACAGGUUUGGAAUGGAAAUUGCAAGUACGGCCAAGUUACAUCAGAAGACUGCUGUCUGCGCUACAGUGCCGACAUACACGGGUUCACUGAUAGAGGCUAUGUGCUGCUUGGAUGAUUAGGCUCAAGCACAGUCUCAUUACACGAGAGAAACAUUUUUUUAAUGUUGAGGUAGCAUUAUGUCAUGAAUUGACGAAGAUGCCGGUGAUGAUGAAGAAAAUGUAGUACUGCUCAUAAGCCUCGUUAUCUAUGACGCAGCUGAUUAUUCUUAUUAAUCGCAAUAGACGAUUGAACAGAGCAUAGAUUUUGAUAAGUGGUGUCAACGUUUGCACGAUUACUCCAUCUCGAGGAAGCCAACAAACACGAAUGCUAACACAACUAGCGAUCAUCUUCGUAAUCGGAGCGAACAGACGACCCCGCGGCAUACAACGACAACGUCCUAAACAACAACGGAGCUUGGAGGAAUUAACAGAUUUGGUUAAUAGCAAAGGCAACGCUGGACACCCAGUAUGACGAUCAACACAGACGAUCAGUAUGCGGAUGGGGAAAGCAAAACAACUAUCAGUUCGAACCGGCGCUACAGUACGGGUAGCUUUCAGGACCAGUCGAUGGAGGAGGAUGUCAUCAACGCGACGCUAACGAACGAUAAGGCCACGCUGAUACAAGUCUGGCGCCCGAAGAGUUACGGUUCGGUAAAGGGCCAGAUACCGGCGCAUGACCGACUGACUUACACGUGGCGCGAGAUCGACGUGUUUGGUCAGGCGGCCACCGAUGGCAAAUCACGUGAACCAGUCUGUAGCCGGCUCCGGAACUGCUUCACUCGCCAACGGCUGGUGAAGGACUUCAAUCCUCGUAAGCACCUGCUUAAGAACGUUACCGGAGUAGCCCGGAGCGGCGAGCUGCUGGCUGUGAUGGGUAGCUCGGGUGCAGGCAAGACCACGCUGCUGAACGCUCUAGCCUUCCGGUCUCCGCCGGGUGUCAAAAUAUCGCCAAACGCGGUGCGUGCCCUAAACGGCGUUCCGGUGACAGCAGAGCAGAUGCGAGCACGGUGCGCCUACGUACAGCAGGACGACCUGUUCAUCCCAUCGCUCACAACCAAGGAGCACCUGAUAUUCCAGGCGCUACUGCGGAUGGGCCGUGACGUACCACAGUCGGUGAAGCUGCACCGGGUCGACGAGGUGCUGCAGGAGCUAUCAUUGGUCAAGUGCGCCGACACGAUCAUCGGUGCGCCUGGUCGCAUCAAGGGUCUAUCGGGGGGCGAGCGAAAGCGGCUGGCUUUCGCAUCGGAAACGCUAACCGAUCCGCAUCUGCUGCUGUGCGACGAGCCCACGUCCGGGCUGGACUCUUUUAUGGCGCACAGCGUACUGCAGGUCCUGAAGGGGAUGGCGAUGAAGGGUAAAACCAUCAUCCUUACCAUCCACCAGCCGUCUUCCGAGUUGUACUGCCUGUUCGAUCGUAUCCUGCUGGUUGCUGAGGGUCGCGUCGCCUUCCUCGGGACGCCAUAUCAGUCAGCCGAAUUCUUUUCGCAGUUGGGAAUACCUUGCCCGCCGAACUACAACCCAGCUGACUUCUACGUGCAAAUGCUUGCAAUCGCACCCAACAAGGAGACCGAGUGCCGAGAGACGAUAAAAAAAAUUUGCGACUCGUUCGCGGUCAGCCCGAUCGCACGAGACAUCAUCGAAACGGCGUCGUUAAUUAACGGUGCCGGUGGCAUUGAGUUGGAACGCGUCAAGCACAUUAACGAUGCAUACUUCUUGCAACCGAUGGAAGGCGUCGAUAGCACCGGCUAUCGGGCGAGCUGGUGGACUCAAUUCUACUGCAUCUUAUGGCGCUCAUGGCUGAGCGUAUUGAAGGAUCCGAUGCUGGUGAAGGUGCGCCUGCUGCAGACGGCGAUGGUGGCCUCGCUCAUCGGGUCCAUCUACUUCGGUCAAGUGCUCGACCAGGACGGCGUGAUGAACAUCAAUGGCUCAUUGUUUCUGUUUCUCACCAACAUGACCUUCCAGAACGUGUUCGCGGUGAUAAACGUAUUUUCGGCCGAACUACCCGUAUUUUUGCGUGAAAAGCGUUCCCGCCUGUACCGCGUAGACACCUACUUCCUCGGCAAGACGAUCGCAGAGUUGCCGCUGUUCAUCGCUGUCCCUUUCGUAUUCACCUCGAUCACGUACCCGAUGAUCGGGUUGAAGGCGGGCGUUUCGCACUACCUAACCACACUGUUCAUCGUGACGCUCGUCGCCAACGUGUCCACUUCGUUCGGCUAUCUCAUCUCCUGCGCCAGUUCUUCCAUCUCGAUGGCACUCUCAGUGGGCCCGCCCGUCGUCAUACCGUUCCUCAUUUUCGGCGGUUUCUUCCUCAAUUCAGCCUCGGUGCCGGCAUACUUCAAAUACCUGUCCUACCUAUCCUGGUUCCGGUACGCCAACGAGGCACUGCUCAUCAAUCAAUGGGCGGCCGUCGGCGACGGGGAGAUUGCAUGCACACGUGCCAAUGUCACGUGUCCGGCGUCGGGUGAGAUCAUUCUCGAGACGUUCAACUUCCGCGUCGAGGACUUUGCGCUUGACAUUGGUUGCCUAUUUGCGCUUAUCAUCCUGUUCCGGCUUGGCGCCCUGUUCUGUCUGUGGUUACGCUCUCGCAGCAAGGAAUAACAGCGGUGCUAUCAUUCAUGUACCACCAUCCGUUUCUGAUUUUUUUUUCUACCAGAUUCUCACCUCAUCCACCCCUGUCAGGCGCGCAUCCCUCCACCCGACCCCGAGGAACACAAAUAUGAACAUGACUACUAUGAGUACUUGGUUCUUUUACAUUUUCAUUCAUUUAUGUUAAGCGUUUGUAGUAUUUUGUUCCGGCUCCCAGGUCGUCCGGUUACCUGUGGGACGUACACAGUGCAUCAUAACAAUGAUAAUGUACCACGAGUAUGACACUGGAGUCUUAUAUAAAAAUAUCCUGGAAGCAGUGAAACAAAGCAUCACACGAACCAUUAAGCCCAUGCCGGCUACGUAAGCUUAUCCAAGCGUAAACUUUUUGGCACUCCAUUUCAGUUUACGGUAAAGUUUACAUUUUGUAUGCCACACUUUACACUUUUUUUAUAUAUGGUAUAGUUUUGAAUAGUUUUGUUUAUUUACUACUGAAUACUACACAUACGGCUCAUCUUUUCUUAUGCGUGUUAAAAACAAUCCUGACUAAUGCAUUUGCCGAGGUAGACUGUUUUUAAGAAAUAUAAAACCAAGAUAAAAAUAAAGGGUAAAAAACCAAUA